UCUGGGGAUUGUAGUACCCUCUCCGUCCCGUCGCGGGACUUUUGCCCUCCAGUUCCCGGUUCCCUCAGGCGGCCUCCCCAGUGGGCACAAGCCCAGGCGCCGUGCCCCGCGCUCCCUCCCUCUGCCCUUCACUUCCCAGCUGCCAAGAUCUUGGAAGCUUUGAAGCUCAGAGAAGAAGGAAAAUCCAUUGAGAACAGUCUGUAAAGGGGUGACUCUGGGCUUCAGAGCCCUGAGAAGAAGUCACUCAAUCCAGGAACACAGACAUCUUCACCAGCCCACCGUCAUGGCUGUAAAACCUCCAGAACUCAAGAACUCCUGAAAGUUACGUGGAGAAAGGUUGUGUGGACACUCAUUUUUCUUAAACACCUGUCUCCUCUGCCUAGCAAGGCUGACUCCUUGCUGCCCUCUCAUUGUGGUCUGUCUCAGUGUGUGGAGACCCUGCAGCUGAGCAUCCCAGGUGCUGUAUAAUUCUCAAGAUGGUAGGGUUGAUGGAUUUUAAUCAGGCUUCAACUGUGAAGAGAUGUCAUUCCGAUUUGGCCAACACCUCAUCAAGCCCUCUGUGGUUUUUCUCAAGACAGAACUGUCCUUUGCUCUUGUGAACAGGAAGCCUGUGGUACCAGGACAUGUCCUCGUGUGUCCCCUUCGGCCGGUGGAGCGUUUCCGAGACCUGCAUCCCGAUGAGGUGGCGGAUUUGUUUCAGGCGACCCAGAGGGUCGGGAUGGUGGUGGAGAAACAUUUCCAGGGGACUUCUCUCACAUUUUCCAUUCAGGAUGGGCCUGAAGCUGGACAGACUGUGAAGCAUGUUCACAUCCACAUUCUUCCGAGGAAGGCUGGAGACUUUCAAAGGAAUGACAGCAUCUAUGAUGAGCUCCAGAAACAUGACAAGGAAGAGGAGGACGCCCCAACCUUGUGGAGGUCCGAGGAGGAAAUGGCAGCAGAAGCCGCAACCCUGCGGGCCUACUUUCAGUGACUGUGCAGGCAUGAAAGUAACUUGAACAAAUCCCAAGGCAUAAGGAAAUGGGCCUCAUUCUCUAGGACUCUGCGGCAUUGGAAAUGAAGCUAAGCAGACUUUAUUACAUCCUACAAUUCUGCAACCUUUUGCGAAGCAUUUUAUUACACUUGUGGAAGCCAUCGGGGUUACGUUUCAAUCACGAUGACUGACAGGCUAACUUCAAUAAUAACAGCAUCGACAGCCCUUCCACACUUCCUGGGCUAUGUACUUAGAAUAGAACCUUUUCUAAAUUGUCCCUUGGCCUGGAUGGAAAUAAAAUGGUAGUUAAAAUAUU
Molecule: messenger RNA, 1286 nt
Organism: Mustela lutreola (European mink)
Lineage: Eukaryota; Metazoa; Chordata; Mammalia; Carnivora; Mustelidae
Gene: FHIT
Product: fragile histidine triad diadenosine triphosphatase
Exons: 11
Coding region: 521-970 (149 amino acids)
Biological process (GO): purine nucleotide metabolic process; diadenosine triphosphate catabolic process; intrinsic apoptotic signaling pathway by p53 class mediator
Cellular component (GO): plasma membrane; cytoplasm; nucleus
Molecular function (GO): bis(5'-adenosyl)-triphosphatase activity; ubiquitin protein ligase binding
Source: RefSeq, a predicted model, not a curated record